Molecule: messenger RNA, 2283 nt
Organism: Momordica charantia (bitter melon)
Lineage: Eukaryota; Viridiplantae; Streptophyta; Magnoliopsida; Cucurbitales; Cucurbitaceae
Product: lipid transporter
Biological process (GO): glycolipid translocation; dolichol-linked oligosaccharide biosynthetic process
Cellular component (GO): endoplasmic reticulum membrane
Source: RefSeq, a predicted model, not a curated record
AGGCAGGUAACGCUAUUGCUUUCAACGAGUACAUCACCCUCACAUUUGAUCUUUGUGGGCAGAAAUGGUGUCUAAAGUGAUUUCCAAAGACAAGUCUAAGAAGAUGAAACAAAAACAUAUCCUGCUACACCAACUCGAUAAGUUGGCAGUUCAAGUUUGGUUGGGUUUUUAAGAACCAAAAAAUCGAUUCCAUUUGUGGUUGUGGUUGGGAAAGGUUGUUCGGACCAACCAAACUAAACCAAACCGGUUCAAUCUGGUCUUUCUCGCGGCAGCUUUAACGUGCCGGCAUCACACCCAACUCUGCGGUGCGCGACUAUCGAACCUGGUUCCACUUCCAGUCUUUGCUCGAAAAUUCAACAACGAAAAGGAAGUUCCGGAUGAAUUAAGUUUGUUCCAUUAUCAAAUGCCGAAGCCUGGAGCUGCUCAAUCUCAAAUGGCCACACCCAACGACGCUACCAAUCUCCCUCGCACUUUUAAAUACUUGAUGGCUACUCAAUUCCUGUCAAGAGGCAUUCCAUUCAUCUUCAAUUUGUGGAUCGUGAGGCAUCUCACAGAAGAAGAUUAUGCGGUUUAUGCAGUACAAUUUCAUCUUUUUGUUACAUGUGUUCUGUUUCUCAGCCGGGAGGGAUUCCGGCGAGCAUGCAUGCGGGCAGAGUUAAGUGACAGCACUUCAGUGGAGGAAAAUAGUAGGAGGCUACUUAAAGUAGCCUGGUUGAGUUUCCCAGUUGGAUUGGUUAUUACUCUUGCUGCAUUUUAUCUUGUUAUUUGGUGGCAAGAUAUUGUCUUUUCUAAUCCAUAUGCACAAGCCAUCUUAAUUAAUGGAUGUGCGUGUAUUUUAGAGCUGUUGGCAGAGCCCCUAUACAUUCUUUCUCAGACUUUGCUGCUUCUUAAAUUGCGGCUUCUAGUUGAAACUGUGGCUACAUUUUCACGGUGCAUGACAAUGUAUAUCCUCCUGGUGAAGCGAGGUAACAUGGAGAAAGGAAUCAUAUUUGCUUUGUCACAAUCUGCAUAUGGUGCUUGCUUGUUCCUAGGAUACUGGGUCUACUUUCUUUCUUUCCGUGAAUUUAAAUGGUCAGAUCUUUUUCCUUUCAGAAUGGGAAACGUGAAGGAUUUUGAUAAGAAGCUUUCAAACAUGUGCCUAUUAUUUACUUUUCAAUCCUUCAGAAAGUUGGUUCUUCAAGAAGGUGAAAAGAUGGUUCUUGUGUGGUUAGAUACACCAUAUAACCAAGCUGUUUAUGGAUUGGUAGAUAAAUUGGGGAGUUUAGUGGUGCGACUGGUUUUUCUUCCAUUUGAAGAAAGCUCAUACACUACAUUUGCAAGGUCUGCAUCAGGAGAAUACCCAGAUAAGAGCAGAAAACUUGGUAUCUGCCUUUCAGAAGCACUCAAGUUAGUUUUGCUGAUUGGCCUAGUAUUUAUGGCAUUUGGUCCAAGCUAUUCGUAUGCUCUCAUUAGGUUGUUGUAUGGCCAGAAAUGGAGUGAUGGAGAAGCACCAACAGCUCUCCGGUACUAUUGCCUGUAUAUCAUUGUUCUGGCUAUGAAUGGGACUUCAGAAGCAUUUCUACAUGCUGUUGCAAAUGAGAGCCAACUCAAGAAGUCAAAUGACUCAUUGCUUCUAUUCUCAUUGAUCUAUGUUAUGCUAAAUUUUCUGCUGAUCCGGUCAUCGGGAGUAGUUGGCUUGAUUUUUGCAAAUUCUAUAAAUAUGAUUUUGAGGAUAACGUACUCUGCCAUAUUCAUCAAACGCUACUUCAAGAAUCCUCCAUUUUCCUUCAGCGGCUGCUUGCCUUCAGGAUGGAUAUUUUUAUUAUUCUCAGGGGUUCUGACCCUUAUUUCAGAGAGACUGUUUCAAGACGAGCAGAACUUUUGGUCAACUUUUCCACUUCAUUUUUCGAUUGGUUUGGUUUGCUUCCUUGUGUCAUUAUUCACCAUCUAUCGACAGGAGAGAUCCUUUAUCAACAAAAUUGUUCGUUUCCGUCCACAUUCAGAUUGACAAGAAUUUUCAUGGGCAGCUGCAUGUUAUAUUAGAAUAUCAGUUAAAAUGUUAAUCUUUUUUUUGUCUACUUGGAUGUGGUUGUGGGAAAUGCUUGUUGACUCGACCUCAAGAUCCCAUCUCGAAUUAGUUUUGAAAUUGUAGGAAAGCACAAGCAGAUAGUAUCUGGAACAUAUCCAUGACAGGCCGACAAGUUAACACUGCCAAGCGUCGGUAAUCUCUCAGAAAUGACUCAUCAUACUAAUUACUGAUCAGUAAUCUAUGAAUGCUUAUUUAUUUUUUCUGGGGUGAACAAA